Messenger RNA from Exaiptasia diaphana, 3092 nucleotides. RefSeq names its product gamma-aminobutyric acid receptor subunit beta. Gene Ontology annotation, molecular function: chloride channel activity; transmembrane signaling receptor activity; neurotransmitter receptor activity. The coding region runs from base 311 to 1768 and encodes 485 amino acids. The transcript is spliced from 11 exons. Gene Ontology annotation, biological process: chemical synaptic transmission; chloride transmembrane transport; nervous system process. The record is from RefSeq and is a predicted model, not a curated record. NCBI's taxonomy places the organism in Eukaryota, Metazoa, Cnidaria, Anthozoa, Actiniaria, Aiptasiidae. Gene Ontology annotation, cellular component: synapse; neuron projection; membrane.
UGUGCUGAGGUGUUAAUUAAUUUUAUCCUGUGGGCUUUUUAUUACGCUUCCUCACGGACAGUUAAGAUACUAAAGCCAGUCCUUAGAACUUCACUAAUUCGCGAACUUCAGCAAAAAAAAAUAGGAAUCAACAGAGCGAACACAAGUCAAAAAGAAAAAAACCCAAGUCGCAUAUAGAAGCCAUAGUCGAAAACUAUAGUGACGCAGUAUUUCUAAGACAUUUUUGGRAAAAAUAUACUAGGGACGCUCACCUCGUAUUUAUUUCAACAAGAYCUUCAAAGGACAUAAAUGAAAUCAGGGUUUCAAAAAGAUGCUUCGUGGCUUAUUGAUGGCAUUGCUUCCGAUUGCAAUCAAACAGCUCUGUUGGACGCUUCUUUUUCUAAGUAGUCUUUCCCUAUCGACUUCAACAAGAAUUCCAAAUAAUGCUACAAACGUGCUUAAGGAUCUUUUGGACCCGCAAUUUUACGACAGGAGGCUUAGACCAAAUUUUGAAGGCAAACCCGUAGAUGUUGCAAUUACUGUAUUCAUUACAUCAAUAGGUGGACUGGACGAGAAGGAAAUGGAAUUCAAGACUACUUUCUUUCUACGACAAACAUGGAAAGACCAACGACUUUCAUUCAAAGACGAAUUUCCKACAAGCCAAAACAUGACUGUCGGYGGAGAUAUCAUGAAACAAAUAUGGAAACCAGAUACAUACAUAAACAAUGAGAAAUCAAGCAUAGCCCCAGAAUCUCAAUUCCUGUUGAAGAUUUCUAACAAUGGUGAAGUACUGUAUAGUCAAAGGAUGAGCGUUGAUGCAUCUUGUAUAAUGGACCUGACAAAUUAUCCAAUGGACAAGCAGACCUGCACUUUGUAUUUUGAAAGUUACAGUAUGACUACAAAGGACUUGAUCCUACACUGGGACAAGGUGCCGUACGUCGAUUCUAUAGCAAUAACAAGUGAUCUGUCAUUGUCACAGUUUGCACUUGAGAAAUACACAGCAGAACGAACUGUAGCUAACUAUACUAGCGGGAGCUUCUCAUUUCUAAAACUGAACUUCCUACUUCGACGCAAAAAGUUUUACUACGUAAUUCAAACCUACAUUCCCACAAUUCUUAUCACAAUUCUAAGCUGGGUAUCUUUCUGGAUUCCGAGAAGUUCGCCGCCUGCUCGGGUUGCUCUCGGAAUAACGACAGUCCUCGCACUCACGACGCUAAUCUUCGGAAUUCAAACGUCGAUGCCAAAAGUGAGUUAUGUWAAGGCCAUUGAUUGGUUCUUGAUGGUGUCAUUUACAUACGUCUUCGCGGCUCUCAUUGAGUAUCCGAGCUCAACGUUUAUCAAGUUUCAAGCCAAAAAACUUGGAAAAGGAGGYAAAACUAUAUUACGACGAGUGAAAGGAGAACCAAAUCAUGUUACAAGUCAGGAUUUACCGAUGUCAAACUACGCUACUACCAACCAAGGCAGAGAGCUCGUUGACUCUGAUGAGGAAGAUCCUAAAUGUGACGAUGACGACAAGGACGUAGAAAAUGGAAGAGACGAAAAAGGUUUUUCUAGAGUUGCGCCAUUCAGCGGAACACAAAAUAAUGUGAAUGGGGAACUGAGGCAAAGAAAYCCGCAAGAAGARAAGAGAAAGGGAAGUUUAAAUGAAAACUUCACCGAUGGCGAAUCAACCAACGUUGUCGAUAAAUACGCAAYGAUUUUCUUUCCUUUGACGUAUUUUUUGUACAAUGUGGGAUAUUGGUUUGUUUAUCUACUUGAAAUCAACUUAAUUUCAAGAGGACAACAAUAGGUCGACUUGACUGUGGAAAAAUGAACAGAUAAAAAUACACUMUGCACGCAAAAAAAUUUAUAAUGACGCAAAAACUACACUAGUCUGAACUAUAACUAGUUGAUUUUUAAAAUGAAAGGGACCUCAUUCGGUGAGACAUUUGCAAUUUAACACUAAAAUCAAAUUUAUGGACCAGUAUGAGUAUAAUUUUGAUCGAUAUUGCAUGUGCGCUUUUUUAUAAAGGUAUYCUGGUCGUAUUCGUAUAAAAGGUGAUGUGCAAUAUAGCAUAAUAUCAAAAGGAUAAAUUAGCCUUCGUCGUAUACUGGCAAAUUUUACUGAAACUAGUCAGUACCUAGUUGUACAAAGGGUGAAUAGGRAUUUAUCCAUCAUUCAAAGAUCCUUAUUUUCUCGAUAAGUAAGUUGUAUCCAGCCUUCGUCUGAGCUAGAUCAAGGUGGUCCUUUGCGCAUGAGCAGCAGAAACAUGCAUGCUACGAAAAUUCAACUUCAUUAUGUACGCGAAAGUUUGUGUCGGGUCACUUCCAAUAUUCCACACCAAGAGGUAUUUUUUACCGUCACCUUAUUCAACAAUUUUAAAUCAAACUUACUUUUACUGAUUUAACUUAAUAAAACACAAUCUCACUCACAAAAAUGGGUAUCAGGGUGUUUCAUAACCUUAAAGAAGUGUUUUUGAAUACGUUUCUGUCCGUCCUGUCUGWUUUUCGGUUUAAAUUUGUUUAUUUGUAAAUUUCUCGUUAAAAUUUCAGAUAAAAARACCUAUUAAUAAUAACAACUAUACAACCAUCAAAAUAUGGGCUCCCUGUACUACGCUAUAAUACUGAAGUCAUUCUAUAACAUUCUAUAUCGACGUCAAAAUGGGCUCUCUGUAUCGAGUAUCCACAGCAAAGGCAUAAAGACAAUAACAAAGUCAUUGACAUAAAAAAGCUUUAAAAAUCCCCAGGAAGAAUUGUGGUUACAAUUUUAGAUCCAAAAAGCGACUUAAAUGUUAUUGACAUUGCAAAGACGUUUUGAGAGCCACUUCGCGCAAAAAUCAGACAUAUCUUGACAAGACUCUAAAAAUCAAAUCUAUUCAUAUUUUGUAUAUUGAUAAGUAUGAUUAGGUAACAAUCGCUGUCAAUUGGUUUUGAAAAUAUUUCGUUUUUCGCCAGAAAAUCGCUAAACAAUGUCACAUACUGGACCUUUGCGUGAGAUGAUGUUUGAUGGCUAUAAAAAUAUAGCACUCAAAAAUAGCCAAACUUUCUACUGAGCUUGUGUGAAAUGUAAAAUAGUAGUUUUAAAACUUUUAAUUGUGGCUUUCUAKGUAACUCUUUCUUAUUUAUUUCAUUGA